AUGCAUGCCAGAAACCCACAUUCUCCUUUUCAAAGACAACAUAUGAUGGAUUGCGAUCUCUCAGCGCAGCAGGACACGGGGACCAUGCAAGCUGUAAUUGGUCAGGAUCCAAUGAUAGCUGGACAAGUCAGUAAGCCCUUGCUGUCAGUGCGGAGUGAAAUGAAUGCGGAGUUGAGAGGUGAGGACAAGGCUGCUAGUUCAGACAGCGAGCUGAAUGAGCCCCUGCUUGCGCCUGUGGAAUCAAAUGACAGCGAGGACACUCCCAGCAAGCUCUUCGGGGCCAGAGGAAACCCGGCAGCUUCAGAUCCAGGCACCCCUGACCAACACCAGGCCAGUCAGACCCACCCCACAUAUCCGGUUGGGCCACAGCCACUUCUGACGGCACAGCAGCUGGCCUCUGCUAUCACUGGCGUGAUGCCUGGAGGCACGCCUGCCCUCAACCAGCCUAUCCUCAUUCCCUUCAACAUGGCCGGACAGCUAGGAGGGCAGCAAGGACUGGUCCUCACACUGCCUACAGCGAAUCUCACCAACAUCCAAGGGCUGGUAGCAGCAGCUGCAGCCGGAGGCAUUAUGACUCUGCCAUUGCAAAAUCUACAAGCUACCUCAUCCCUGAACUCCCAACUACAACAGCUCCAGCAGCUCCAGCAACUCCAGCAGCAGCAGCAGCAGCAGGGGCAACCUCCACAGCCAACCAGCCAGCACCCGCCAACAACCCCGCAGCCUCCGCAGCCCCAGGCCACCCCGCCCCAGCAGCCGCCACCUGCCUCCCAGAAACUGCCAGCUCCCACGUCUCAGCUCCAACAGGCUCCUCCGCCCCAGCAGCAGCAUCAGUCCCAUCCCCACGCCCAGAACCAGAACCAACAGUCUCCAACUCAGCAGAGUUCAAGCCCCCCUCAGAAACCCAGUCAGUCCCCAGGACAUGGCCUGCCGUCGCCGCUCACGUCACCCAACCCUCUGCAGCUGGUUAAUAAUCCGCUAGCAAGUCAGGCUGCGGCGGCUGCGGCAGCAGCAGCCAUGGGCUCCGUAGCAAGCACACAGGCCUUUGGCAAUGCCCUCUCCAGCCUUCAGGGGGUCACAGGUCAACUAGUUACUAAUGCGCAAGGACAGAUCAUUGGGACCAUCCCACUGAUGCCUAGUCCCGGGCCGUCGGGCCAAGCGGCGAGCGGCACUCAGGGCCUUCAGGUGCAGCCAAUCACCCCCCAGCUCCUGACAAACGCCCAGGGCCAGAUCAUCGCCACAGUCAUCGGGAAUCAGAUCCUGCCAGUGAUCAACACCCAGGGCAUCACGCUUUCCCCCAUCAAGCCAGGCCAGCAGCUCCACCAACCCUCCCAGACGUCAAUGGGUCAAGCAGCCUCCCAAGGCAACCUCCUGCACCUGGCUCACAGCCAAGCCUCCAUGUCUCAAAGUCCCGUCCGGCAGGCUUCCUCUUCUUCCUCCUCAUCCUCCUCUUCUUCAGCUUUGAGUGUGGGCCAGUUAGUCAGCAAUCCUCAAACGGCAGCGGGUGAGGUGGAUGGGGUUAAUCUGGAGGAGAUCCGAGAGUUUGCCAAAGCUUUUAAAAUCCGGCGCCUGUCCCUUGGUCUGACGCAGACUCAGGUGGGACAGGCUCUGAGUGCCACGGAGGGCCCCGCAUACAGCCAGUCGGCCAUCUGCAGACACACCAUCCUGAGAAGCCACUUUUUCCUACCACAGGAAGCCCAAGAGAACACUAUAGCUAGCAGUCUGACAGCCAAACUGAACCCUGGCCUUUUGUAUCCUGCCAGGUUUGAAAAGCUGGACAUCACCCCUAAAAGUGCCCAGAAGAUCAAGCCGGUGCUUGAGCGGUGGAUGGCUGAGGCUGAGGCCCGCCAUCGAGCAGGUAUGCAGAACCUGACCGAGUUUAUCGGGAGUGAGCCGUCCAAAAAGCGCAAGCGGCGCACCUCCUUCACACCCCAGGCCCUUGAGAUCCUCAAUGCCCACUUUGAGAAGAACACACACCCCUCUGGGCAGGAAAUGACAGAAAUUGCUGAGAAGCUGAACUAUGACCGGGAAGUAGUUAGAGUUUGGUUCUGCAAUAAGAGGCAAGCCCUGAAGAACACGAUUAAACGCUUAAAACAGCAUGAGCCGGCCUCUGCGGUCCCUCUGGAGCCCUUAACAGACUCUCUGGAAGAAAACUCCUAA
Loxodonta africana (African savanna elephant) is the source of this 2157-nucleotide messenger RNA. It is a transcript of the gene POU6F2, whose product is annotated as POU class 6 homeobox 2. NCBI's taxonomy places the organism in Eukaryota, Metazoa, Chordata, Mammalia, Proboscidea, Elephantidae. Gene Ontology annotation, biological process: regulation of transcription by RNA polymerase II. The transcript is spliced from 10 exons. The record is from RefSeq and is a predicted model, not a curated record. Bases 1 to 2157 code for a protein of 718 amino acids. Gene Ontology annotation, molecular function: DNA-binding transcription factor activity, RNA polymerase II-specific; RNA polymerase II cis-regulatory region sequence-specific DNA binding.